Trichomycterus rosablanca is the source of this 2602-nucleotide messenger RNA. It is a transcript of the gene c1qtnf2, whose product is annotated as C1q and TNF related 2. The coding region runs from base 59 to 979 and encodes 306 amino acids. Lineage: Eukaryota; Metazoa; Chordata; Actinopteri; Siluriformes; Trichomycteridae. Gene Ontology annotation, molecular function: protein binding. The record is from RefSeq and is a predicted model, not a curated record. The transcript has 3 exons.
GACAGUGACUAGGAUAAUAAAGAUUGUUCUAAGCAAUUUUCAGUUUUACUCAGGGCAGAUGGGGUCCAGCGGUGCACGUCACUGCUGCACUGUGCUUUGGAUCUGGCUGGCCACAUACCUGCUGUCCCUGUCCUUCGUUCUAUCAGUGAAACCUGCUAUAAAGAAAGAGCACAACUUAACUAUUCAUUCCUCCCAGCUGGUGUGCAGUCUGCCAGGGCCUCAAGGCCCUCAAGGCAGUCCUGGAUCUCUGGGGCCCAAUGGCAGCCCCGGCCAGAUGGGUUUACCUGGUGCUGAUGGGAAGGAUGGCAGGGAUGGGGACAGGGGGGAGAAAGGAGACAAAGGAGAACAAGGCCGCAUUGGGAACCCCGGAAAACCAGGAUUGAAAGGUCAGCAGGGAGUUGUGGGAAGAGCAGGGCCGAAGGGUCUAAAAGGCACACAAGGCUCAUCUGGCAAGCGUGGACCCAGUGGGCUAAAGGGUGAAAUGGGAGAUUCGGGUGAAACCGGUACCCCUGGUGGCUGUGAUUGUGGUUUGCAGGGGCGUUCUGCUUUCUCAGUUGCAAUUACCAAAAGUUAUCCCAAAGAACGUAUGCCCAUCCAAUUCGAUCGCAUUUUAAUGAAUGAAGGCAGCCAUUACAAUGCCAGCAGUGGUAAGUUCACCUGUGUGGUCCCAGGUGUUUACUACUUUAGCUAUGACAUCACAUUGGCCAAUAAACACUUAGCAAUAGGGCUCGUGCACAAUGGGCAGUACAAGAUCAAGACUUUUGACGCCAACACAGGGAACUAUGAUGUAGCAUCAGGAUCAACUGUGCUUCGACUGCAAAAAGGAGACCAGGUGUGGCUUCAGAUCUUCUACUCUGAGCAGAACGGGUUGUUCUUUGAUCCAUUUUGGACUGACAGUCUGUUCUCAGGAUUUCUCAUUUAUGCAGAUCAGAAUUCUCCCAGGCAGGUGAAUAUCACUGCUAGUUCUGGGUCCUCCUGAUGGAACUUUUUUUCUGGCGUUACAAGCUCCAUGCCAUUCUUUUUAUCCUUUAUGCUGACUCUCACUGCUAAACGACAGAGAGACGGUACUUUAAAAACUGCAUAAAACUUUUUAGAUUUGUUUCUAAAUCUAUACCCUUUAUAGAAACUGGUAAAAAUGGUGGGUCUGCUACCACCUGGAAACACUGGGUCAAAUAGUCACCAAAAAAGUCACCUUGGACAGGGCACCAAUUCAGUUUUACCACCAUCCAGUUUGCAAAAAGUUACAUUUACACAAAUGUAUGCAUAUAAGGAUGGCUGAAGCCAUUUAAUGAUUUGAUGCCCUGUACAGGGUAUUCUUGCCUUGCGCCCAGUAUUUCCGGUGGACCAGACCUGCCUCGACUCUGACCAAGAUAAAGUGGUAAACGAAAAUGAAAUCAUUUGCACCUUUAUUGAGAUAUUGAGUUGAUAUUAUUGCAUAUAAUGCUCUGCACACUUUUGUUGUGUAAACUUCAUGUUGAACAUAAUAAUAAAAAACUUAAGUGCAUAAAAAAGUUAAAAACUAAUUAGAUUGAGAGGUAUCACAACAUUUUAUAUACAAACUAAUGUGCUAAAUUACAUUUUGACCAAUAGCAUGGCCACUAUUUUACACACAGUAUAGAAAUGCCAGGUAGAACAUGAAAUUUAAUUUAAUGAAAUUUAGGAUUUAAUUAUUUACCACCCUUUUGGCAGGUGGGAUUGAAUUAAUUGUUUGUGUAUAUGUAUAACUGCAUGUGGGCGAGCAUUAGCAUAUACAACUAAUAAAAUAGAAGCACAUUAUUUAAACAAAGCUACAUAAAUUUACCAGAGCCCACCCACAUUCCCUACAAACUUCAGUUUUUUUUUUUUUUGUUUGUUUUGUUUAAUUAAAAAUGCUAUCACUUCUGCAUAAGUCUUUGAACUGAAUGUGUGAUGAACAGUUACUAAACUUGUGGCAUUUAUUUUUUGCCAAAGGUAUUUCAUGGUGUUACCCAAAACUACAUCUAAAGUACAUUUCGAUUUUAGAUAUAAAAAAACAUUGGAAACUAAAUAUAAAUGUUACACUGUUAAAGUUUUCGGACAAUACAUUUCUCCAUUCUCUUAAACAUGAAGUUCUAGGAUGUCUUAAACUUGGCCCUAUAAAGAUUCUUGAUGUUUGUUGCAGACGUUUAACUCUUCUUUCUACAGAAAAAACAGUGUCAUCCCUUGGUGAUUUUCUAAAUAAAAACCCAAAACAAAUCUGUUGACUUUUUAGUUAAAAACAUGUUUAACGUCAGUGUGUUAUUAAUUCAAAAAUUAGAAGGGGUGUCCCAAUACUUUUGUCCAGAUAGCGUUCAUGGAUCUUGAGGGUUUGUGGUGGUUUAAGGAUUUUAAGUUUAAAUACCAAAAUUGCCACUGUUUAGAACUGUCAGUCUGUCAGUCUGAUGACUACAUGUUACCUGUACUUUACAUAAUAUUAUGUUUAUUACAUUAAUUUUAGAUAUAUAGAAAGAUAUGCUUGCAUAAGGACGUGCUGCAUUAACACAUUUGUCUGACCAGUUUGGUCCCUGAACUGUUCUUAGUUUUUUUGUUUGUUUGUGUUUACUGAAACUAAAUGUCUAAUGUGGCUAACAAGUCAACAAUAAAA